AUGGAACCAACAUUAUGUUUUCGUCUAUGUGAUACACCUGUAAUUUAUCUACAGAGCACAGUUUGUCGUUGUGCUGGCGGUGGCCUCAUGCAUUAUAGUCGACAAAAUGAUGACCUAUGUAAAAUACCAUGCGCAAAACCGGUUGAUCGUUCAGUAAAAUCAUUGAAUACAUGUGGCGGUUUAUCAACAUAUUCAGCAUAUGUCGAAGAUAAUUUUUUUACUCGACAUGGACAUUUGUUUGAUUAUCAAAUUAAAUUUUCCGCAUGCGAAUUGUGGAAAAUUUCCGAUAUUUAUGAUAUAGAACAAAUAACGUUACCUGACGUUGUUGCACGGUCAUCUCUAAAUAGAUUAGAACGAUGUGCUGCUGCAUGUUUAGAUAAAAAUGUAACAACAAAAUCGAUAGGUUACAAUGAAGAUAGCAGCAAAUGUUCAUGUAUAAUGGUAUUGAGAAACAGUAGACAAUUUGACCGAAAAAAUUACAUACAAAGUUUACCAAGUACCGCAUGCGAUCUUUAUUGCAAUAAUACAUUUGAAGGUUCGAAAAUUUCACUUAAAUAUCAAUGUGGCUCAUUGAACAAUUCAAGGGUAUGGGCUAUCUAUGAUAUAAAUGGCACGUGUCCAGUGGAUUUCGCCUAUAUACCAGAAUUAAAAAAAUGCGUAUCUACAAAGAAAUUUGUUUAUAGUGCAUGUGACCCACCAGCAGUUAGUUAUGUCUAUGAUGGAACUGUAACAUGGGAUGUUUUCUUAAAAGUGAUAGGUAAAUUGGAAUUGAAUAGUACCACUAUUUCCAUGGAAUUUCACGAGGACGUUGUGGUCGACCGAAAAUGGAAAUGCACCAGCACACUAUCAACAACAACAGAAUCCGAUCUUGAAUUGAAAUCUUAUUUGGGAAGUCCAAGUUAUUCUUCGAGUAACUACUGGGGUGGAACAUCUCGCAAUAACGAAUACUCAUAUUCUAAUUUAAAUAGUUGGCGUAGAGGCUCAUCUUCGUAUGGUUGGCAGUCAACCUACCGCUAUAUUUUAAACAAAGGCUGCUUACUUGAAGUUCCAUCGUCAUCUUUUGUAAGUCGAUAUUCGCAUCGCUUAUGUACAACAGAUUCAGUUAAUAAAUAUUCGUCCAAAAACAGUGAAGCUAAUAAAACUUAUAUUGCUUCUGUGAAUCCGCAAAUAAAAUAUUGUCCUACUGAUUGGUUUGAUUUAAACGGACGAUGUUAUCGUAUUUCAGAGGAAACUAAAACCAUUGAGCAAGCACGAAACAGUUGCGCUAGUGCAGUUGGUGGAGGUGAAUUAAGUAAUACAGCAACAAGUGACAUAGUUAAAUAUGUAUCAGAAUGGCAAGCUAGACUUGGAUUUUUUCUUCUGGAUACAGAUCCUGAUAGUGAUGACAAAGAUCCAGAUGCAACAACAACAAUGAAAAGUUUUUAUUAUGAUGAAGCUGCAAAAUUAACGGAUAGCAAUGAUACAUCUCUUCCCGAUCAUGAAGCCAUCAAUGAAUUUCAAUUAAUUGAUGCAAGUGACAACAAAACUUCAAAUAACACAUGUAUGAUUAUAUCACGUGUAAUAGCCGAAGAAGAAGAGCGACCAUCUAUUAUAAGUCAGCUGAAGAAAAACUGUACGAAACCAAGGCAUGUUCUAUGUGACACAAAUACAUUGGUUGUUGAAAAAUUUCAAGUCAGUUGUUUUAGUAAGCCAUACGUACUUGAUUUACCAGCAUUAGUAUCAAAAACUCAACUAACACAUGAAUUAUGUUUAUCCGUAUGUCAAGAAUUACAAACAAGAUUAGCUAUUUUGCAUAUGGACAAAUGUUAUUGUUUAAAUGGUAUUACUAACGGCGUUUUAAACAUCACAGUAGAUUUUGAAAAAUUUCGACAAAAAUCUUGUGGAAAUCCUUGUCCAGGAAAUACUAAUGAAUUGUGUGGUGAUAAUGGUACAAUAGUUGUUUAUCAAAUUUUGAAUUCACGUCGCACACAAGCAACUGUGCGUAAGCCACCUGAACCAUUUCCACUCUUUGCUUAUGAUAGCUGCAUAAGUUUACCAUCGUUUGAUCAAUCAACAGUCUAUCAAUUUAAACUGACUAAUAAGUAUGAUUUUCAUCCACGGUAUUGUUUAGAAUUAUGUGCAAAAUAUAAACAGAAAUAUGCAUUAAUCAAUGAUAAUGAAUGUUUAUGUACGAAUCGUGCCCUGAAAGGGGCAGAUCCCGAUGCUGAAAUAUUAACUGGACAAUCUUGUUCUCAACCAUGUGCAAGCAAUUAUUUUUAUACAUGUGGAAAUAAAAUGAAUGUCACUGUAUAUUCAAUGUAUGUAUUACAACCAAAAUGUCGACAUGGUUAUCUUAUUGCUCAAAAUGAUGAGCAAUGUGUUUUUAGUCAUUUUUCUGUUAAAAAAAAUUCUCUCGCGGAAGCAAAAAGUUAUUGCGAAUUCAUCGGAGGUACAUUAGCAAAGAUCAAUGAUACUGUUGAACUUCAAGAUAUUCUACCGGAAUCCAUUUUGUAUACGAUUCUCAUACAACGAUUUCGUUUGUCGUAUAAGUUUCGACUUGUUAACGAUACAAGAUAUUAUUGGAUCGAUCGUACAACAGAUAUAGCCGAUGAGAAAACAAUAUCAACGCGUUUACUAAAGCAAUGUUCGACAAUUCCGGAAAAUGUUAAUAGAAAUUGCAUUGCAGUAACAAGUGUACCGAACAACAAUGACGAUGAAGCAAGCGAUGAAAGAUGUAUUACUGAAUCCAAUGAAUGUACAAAAUCAUCAGCUAUGCCAGUGUGUGUUGAUAAAAAUUUAGAAAGUAAACCAACAUUGAUUCAACCAAUUAAAGAUGGCGAUCAAACGUCAGUAACAGUUGAUGUUAUAACCAGUUAUGAAUGCGAUGACCCAAAGAACGAAUAUCAUUUAAUAGAUGAUUAUUGCUAUAAAGUUUCCGAUCAUAAAACAAGUUGGAAAGAUGCUCAAGAAGAAUGUCGCCGUGAUAAUGCUAUGGUAUUUAUUCCUGAAAAAUCUGUUUCAUUACAAUACGUAAAAACCUUGUUUCUACGUCAACAAACUUAUUCAUCAUCAGAUGUUAUACAUGUCGGCGUUCAUUAUGAUAUGUUAAAUAGAACAGUUAUAGAAAGUGAUGUAAAAAAUAAUGCUACUGUAUCAAUUGUACCAGAUUCUAACGCUAUUUAUGAUAUGUGUGAAAAAACAUUUCAUGAACGUUAUGCCGCGCUAAUGUCAUCGACAAGUUUAACAACAAGCGAAAAGAAUGGUUUCAAAACACAGCAAAUUGGUUGUGGAUACAUGAAUUUCGGGUUAAAUUCUAUACCAACUGUUUUAUGUGAUGAAAUACCUUGCAAUCUAACAGCAACUGUUAUAUGCCAAAAACUACCAACUAGUAUAAUGAGUAGUAAUAUUAAAGCAAAACAAGAAUAUGUUAAUUUACCACCGACUGAGUCUGUAACAAAUAUUGCAUCGACUACACUUGUAAUCAAUACGGAACCAUAUUCACCAACGGAUGCGUCUCAAGAUGGUACAACUGAGAAAUCUAUCGAUGAUCAUAGUACUAACAAUGAGACUGAUAAUGAUAAUGAUAAUGAUAGUGAUAACGAUACAGGCUCUAUUGGAAGAGAUUUCGCUCCAUUAUUUUUAAUUUUAACUAUUGCCUUUCUUCUUAUACUACUUGGUGUUAUAAGUACAGUAUACAAUCAUCGUAAUACAAUAUUUCGUCAUGUUCCACGACGUAAUCCGAACUCUGUUUAUUCUCAAUUAACAUCAGCAAAUGAAUUUGAUUUAAAUUGA
This is a messenger RNA of Rotaria socialis, 3771 nucleotides long. The record is from the annotation of a GenBank genome assembly. NCBI's taxonomy places the organism in Eukaryota, Metazoa, Rotifera, Eurotatoria, Philodinida, Philodinidae.